Messenger RNA from Sander lucioperca (pikeperch), 2038 nucleotides. RefSeq names its product mitogen-activated protein kinase 1 (gene mapk1). Gene Ontology annotation, cellular component: cytoplasm; nucleus. Gene Ontology annotation, biological process: protein phosphorylation; intracellular signal transduction. The transcript is spliced from 9 exons. The coding region runs from base 252 to 1361 and encodes 369 amino acids. Lineage: Eukaryota; Metazoa; Chordata; Actinopteri; Perciformes; Percidae. The record is from RefSeq and is a predicted model, not a curated record. Gene Ontology annotation, molecular function: ATP binding; MAP kinase activity.
CCGUUAUUUCCUGCAGCACCAACCUCUCCGCUACUCGCUCCUGCCUGCGACAGCACAGCAGUGGUGUGGUCGCUCUGAACGCACAUUAACGGAAAGAAGAAAAACACUAAGUGAAGGCCUCUACCACACCGAAAACUGUUGCAGUCACAGCGACGACGGAUAUAAAAACACAUUUAUUUGUUUUCUAAUCUUAGUUGCUGUUUUUUUUUAUUUGAUAGCCUUGUAAAAAAAGAAAAAAGCCAGAGCUCAUAAUGGCGACAGCUGCGGUGUCUGCCCCUGCUGGCUGCGGCCCCAGCCCCGGGUCGGGAACGGAGCUGGUCCGCGGGCAGGCCUUCGACGUCGGCCCUCGGUACAGCAACCUCUCCUACAUCGGGGAGGGAGCCUACGGCAUGGUGUGCUCUGCCUAUGACCGGGACAACAAGAUACGUGUGGCCAUUAAGAAGAUAAGCCCUUUUGAGCACCAGACGUACUGCCAACGCACCCUGAGAGAGAUCAAAAUCCUGCUGCGCUUCAAACAUGAAAACAUCAUCGGCAUCAACGACAUCAUCCGCACACCAACCAUUGACCAGAUGAAGGACGUAUAUAUUGUCCAGGAUCUCAUGGAGACAGACCUGUACAAGCUCCUGAAGACUCAACACCUGAGCAACGACCACAUCUGCUACUUCCUCUACCAGAUCUUACGAGGGCUGAAGUACAUCCACUCUGCCAACGUCCUGCAUCGCGACCUGAAGCCCUCCAACCUUCUGCUUAACACUACCUGUGAUCUCAAGAUCUGUGAUUUUGGUUUGGCUCGUGUGGCUGAUCCUGACCAUGAUCACACUGGUUUCCUUACAGAGUAUGUAGCCACCCGUUGGUACAGAGCACCUGAGAUCAUGCUCAACUCCAAGGGCUAUACCAAGUCCAUAGACAUCUGGUCAGUGGGUUGCAUCCUGGCCGAGAUGUUGUCCAACAGGCCAAUCUUUCCUGGGAAGCACUACUUGGAUCAGCUAAACCACAUUUUGGGGAUCCUGGGUUCUCCCUCUCAGGAGGAUCUCAACUGCAUCAUCAACAUUAAGGCCAGGAACUAUCUUUUGUCGCUGCCUUUGCGCUGCAAAGUGCCGUGGAACCGCCUCUUCCCCAACGCUGAUCCCAAAGCUUUGGACCUGUUGGACAAGAUGUUGACCUUUAAUCCUCACAAGAGGAUUGAGGUGGAGGAGGCCCUGGCGCACCCUUACCUGGAGCAGUAUUACGACCCCACGGAUGAGCCUGUUGCCGAGGCCCCAUUCAAGUUUGACAUGGAGCUGGAUGACUUACCCAAAGAGACACUGAAGGAGCUCAUCUUUGAAGAAACUGCACGUUUCCAGUCCGGCUUAAGGUCCUAACAUCUCACACAGAUGUUUCUGUGGACGGGCUUCUGCGUUGCCACUGCUUCUCCUCGCCUCCACACUGUUGCUGUGAUAUUUUUUUUAUUUUUUUUAUUUUACUAUCCUGUUGUCCACAUCACCUGGAUUCCUUGGGUCUCACUCGUCAAGUCCAAUUUGCUCAGGAAUGGCGUCAGGAAUCAAUCAAUCAAUCAACCAACCAUUCUCUUGUCUCCCUUUCUAUUUCUCCUCUCUCUCUCUCUCUCUCUCUCUCUCUCUCUCUCUCUCUCUCGCUCUCUGAGGUGGGGGGGUUUCAACAUCACAGCUUACAGUUUGGGGGUGAAUUUGUGUUUUAAGCCAAGAUAAACAAUUUGUUUGUGUGUCUCAAAGGCAUUCAGCUAUGGCUAUUCCAAUUCAAGACCUUUUCAUGUCCAGUUGAAUGACCGUGAUAGACUAGCUGUUGUGUUUUUUGGUGCAACUGUCGUGGUUAUAACUCUGCCUACAUUGCAAAAACAAGCAACGGUAGAUUACUAAGAAUCAUCCAUCAUAAAAAAGGGGGGUCUUCUGAAUUUUCUAACCUUUGUCGCACUGUUACAAGGGGUACCUUGAUCUCUAUCUUUAUCUUUUUUUCUCUCUUUAUCGCUUUGAAAAAAGAAACUGAAUUAAAAGAACUGAUUUAUGCAAUGAAAUCACAUAAU